This is a messenger RNA of Ailuropoda melanoleuca (giant panda), 3337 nucleotides long. RefSeq names its product mediator complex subunit 30 (gene MED30). Gene Ontology annotation, biological process: positive regulation of DNA-templated transcription. The coding region runs from base 148 to 597 and encodes 149 amino acids. Gene Ontology annotation, cellular component: mediator complex. NCBI's taxonomy places the organism in Eukaryota, Metazoa, Chordata, Mammalia, Carnivora, Ursidae. The record is from RefSeq and is a predicted model, not a curated record. The transcript has 4 exons. Gene Ontology annotation, molecular function: transcription coregulator activity.
GUGGGCGGAAGUCCCGGCCGCUGUUUUGAAAUCAGGCCGCCGGAGUCUUUGAAGCUCCUUCUACCGCGGAGGCGGCAGCAGCCCAGCGCCGGCCGGACCCCUGACGCUUACCCUCGCGUCCCACCGGCCUGAGGCCGAAGCCUUGCCAUGUCCACCCCUCCGCUGGCGGCGUCAGGGAUGGCGCCGGGGCCCUUCGGCGGGCCCCAGGCUCAGCAGGCCGCCCGGGAGGUCAACACGGCAUCGCUCUGCCGAAUCGGGCAGGAGACGGUGCAGGACAUCGUGUACCGCACCAUGGAGAUCUUCCAGCUCCUAAGGAACAUGCAGCUGCCAAAUGGUGUCACUUACCACACAGGGACGUAUCAAGACCGGCUAGCAAAGCUACAAGACCACCUUCGCCAACUUUCGAUUCUCUUCAGGAAGCUGAGACUGGUCUAUGACAAAUGCAACGAAAACUGUGGCGGGAUGGAUCCCAUUCCAGUGGAGCAACUAAUUCCAUAUGUGGAAGAAGAUGGCUCAAAGAAUGAUGAUCGAGCUGGCCCACCUCGUUUCGCUAGUGAAGAGAGGCGAGAAAUUGCUGAAGUAAAUAAAGCUGUUUAGUUUCUUCAGAGAAGAAUCUUCCAGUGCCCUACACAGAGAGAUAUGCUCUUGUCUUCUUGCCUUCUGCUGUGCUGGUGACACUGAAUCCACAGCCGCUGUGGUUCAGUUUCAUAGGAAACAAACCUCCUAAUCCUUAGAGGUGGGGCAGGGCACAAGGAGAGUACUCGGUCAGUCACCUGUUCCCGAGGAGUGGGAGUGAGCACCUGGCACUCUUGCUAGUCCCUGGCGCUCUUUCAGCUGUUCCUCCAGUUCUUAUCCCCAGGCCUCACCUGGUGCUGUUGCCAUGGCACUGGUCUGGCCUCCACAGAGGAGGAGCAGCCCUUUUCUCAGUGCUGCUGUCCCUGAAUCCACCUGGGCUGUAGUUUCCUCCCAAGUCAUUUACCACUCCCCUUCUACUUUCCCUCUUAAACUACCACCUCGUAUCUGCUACUGUCUGCUUUCUGAUCAUUUUUCUCCACAUAGGAUUAUAGGUUUUUCCAUUCCUCUCCUGCCGUUUUGUUAGGGUUUUGAGAAGAAGAGAUAAACACAUGUAUUUAGUCCACAGUGUUUAUCUGCAACAAGAUGAUUUCAAUACACAGAAUAUACAGUAUUUCUGUAGAUUUGUCUAUGGAAUAAAAGCCCGUAUUCAAAUUUUGUCUUCCCAUUUAUACUUCAGGCAUUUAAGAACUCUUUCUUUGAUUAAGUCAUUUGAAUCUGAUUUUGCUGUUAUAAGUGCUUCUAACUGGGGUAAAACUUGUUUUAGUUGAUAUGAUAUUGACUUGAAGGUUAUUACAAAGAAGAAAAAAUCUAUUUAGAUAUUUUAAUGAACAGAUUUAAAGCUUAGCCCUAUACUUCUAUAGGAAUUCUUUUUUUAAAGAGAAUUUAGGGGGAAAGUAUCUUGAGUGGCAGGGGAAGUCCUCAUUUUAUGGCCUCAUAGCUCCGUCUUACUUCCUAGGAACUGUUAUAUUUUGAAACAGGACUAGAGAAUUAGGUAGUAAACAAGAGGUUUUUAAAAAGGGGUGGGGGGAGGACUAAGAUUUCGUUAACUCAAACUGAAAUCCAAAAAAUAAGACAGAAGGGAUUAAAUAGCUAAAAACCAAGCAAAGUGGAUUUUUUUUAACCUAAAGAUGUUUUUAACUCAUUCCUUAAAACACUGUAAAUGUGAAUUGAAUAUAACACAGAUUUUGACUCUUAAUAAAGUUAUGUAUAAUUAGUGCUACUAACAUUAUUCUUUUCUUCCAAUUUGUACUUCCCUUCUAGAAUAGAAGAUUAAAAUAUAUAAUUAGAAAUUUUUAUAGCACUAAGGUCAUGACUAAUGGAUAUGUUUUUCUGCCUUGAUGGCUCACACACCUGAAUGCUGUUGUGAAGAAUGUUUUAAUAGCUACCUACAGAUGGUAGAAUGUUGCCCUAAUCUAUUUAAUCUCACAGAUGCUACUAAAAAAUAGUUUAAAUUCUUUGAUUUAAUUUUCAAUUACUUAUAAAUAUCUGUAUUCAUAAACUUAAAUUUUUAUAUUCCUUUUGUCUGUUUUUAUCAAUUCUCUUCCCUGUGAUACAGAUUUGUUUAAGUUAUCAGGUGGUGGUCGAGAGCUUUAAGGUUCACUGCAAUCUGAGCUAGUCACACCCAUCAAAGUAAUUCGAUAGAGAAUAUUAAAAUGAAUAAUUUUUAAUAGUAUCCAUAUAUUUUUUUAAAUACCAACAGACCAUCUUUAACUGGAAAACAAAGAACAAGCUUAAAAAUGAUUGCUAGGGAAUUUUUUUUCCUUGUUUGUUUUUUAUCUUCUAGGAUUUGCAAAGCUUUUGAUUUGGCUUUUUGCGUUUUUUUAUUCAGUAUUAUAAUAUUCAUAUAUUUGGGUACCUGCUCUGUGCUAUCAUUACAAGUGUAGGAGUUUCUGCCACGAAUCAGUCAGAUGUGUUGCCUGCCACUGUGCACAUUUCACACAAAUCUCUGAGAACAGAAGACUCUAAUGGAAACAAAGCAGUACGCUUUCAAGUACACAUUUGUUGUAAGAGAUAUUUACAAAAACAGAACCAGGAAUUUAAAUAAAAACUUUUUUAAAAAUCAGACCAUAUUUUUAAUACAUUGACAUUUGCUUAUUUUUAAUGAUUAAGUUGCUUUAUGGACCUGUAUAAUCAGGAAUAAAAUUGUAUUCCUGGCAUUCAAUUUAAAAUAUUCAAAAAUUUAUUACAAUGCAUAUUUUAUUUUUAGUCUAAAUAAGCCACAUAAAAUAAGUAGCCCUAUGUACCCCUCAGUUAACUUUCACUCAUUUUCAAAAUAUUAUAUUUUUGUGUACUUAAAGUUGUACAGAAAAACACAUUGAUGGUAUGUUUACUAUUUAAUAUAUGGUCUGACUUCUAACGACGUAUAUACCACCAAUACCUACCACAGGCCAUGAAAUUUGGGGGCACAAAAUUUUGUAAUCAGUAUUUGACAUAAAUCAUGAGAUAAUAGGAUGGCCUAGGUUCAAUAGUCAGAUUUUUGGCUUAUUUAAAUACUUUUCAUUUGCUCUUCAUACAUUCUGGAAUCUAUAAGCCCUAAUACUCAAGUAAAGACUAAACACUUGUCUAAGACUGUAUGUUUGGAGGACAUCAGAAUGAGUUCUGUUUUGCUUAAACUCUUUUUUGAUGGAAAAAUGAAAGAGGUAUGUGGGUUUUUUUUACAGGAUUGACAUAUAAUUGAGUCCGUGCACUUAGAAAUUAAAGCAUUUUUUGGGGCGCCUGGGUGGCACAGCGGUUAAGCGUCUGCCUUCGGCUCAGGGCAUGA